AACUGUCUCAGUCACUCCAACAACCUCCCGUUUGUCUGGACCGCUGUCUACUCUGAACUGCUUUGAACUAUGAACAAGUGUAGACUUUUGACCAACAACAUCACGAAGAAGAUACCCUCCAUGGCAUCGGCCACUGCUCUGAUGACAGCUCUUGUCGUGGUACUUUAUCUGGGUUUUUUUCAAGAUUUGUCAGGAACUCGUAUAAGUUUGCAUGAUGCUGUUGAGCAGCAGGAUGACAGUCACAUAACACCGACCAGCCAAAUUUCAAAACAAAGGCACUUCUGGUCUAAAUGCGUGAGGGACAAUUCCGUUGAAAGCAUCUCAGGCUUUGACACCCUACCUGAUCACAUAAAAAACUUCCUUUACUAUCAACACUGUCUGCAUUUUCCCAUGCUGCUGGACACACCGCACAAAUGUGGAGGACCCAAGGGCUCUGCAAAGGUCUUCCUACUCCUGGUCAUUAAAAGUUCACCUAUGAACUAUGACCGCAGAGAGGUGCUCCGUAACACCUGGGCCAAAGAGAGACUUCAGAACGGAGUGUGGAUCCGGAGGCUCUUCAUCUCAGGAACACAGGAUGAUGGUUAUAACAAGAAAAGGCUAAACAGACUUCUAGCAUUGGAGCAACGCAAAUACAACGACAUUCUCCAGUGGGACUUUCACGACUCCUUCUUCAACCUCACCUUGAAGCAGAUUCUCUUCCUGGAAUGGAUGGAGAGAAACUGUCCUCAUGUUCGCUUCAUGCUCAACGGAGACGAUGAUGUCUUUGCCAACACCGACAACAUGAUUCUGUACCUCAAAAACCUGCCAGACAAUAAUGGAAGCAAGCAUCUCUAUGUAGGUGAUGUGAUAAAAGGCGCAAAGCCAAUUCGAAGCCCAAACAGUAAAUAUUACAUACCAACUCAAGUGCACAAUUCUGGCCCAUACCCUGCCUACUGCGGCGGCGGGGGCUUUCUUUUGUCUGGAUAUACUGCUUUGAUCAUGUACAACAUGUCCCACUCCACCCCCCUUCUCCCCAUUGAUGAUGUGUACUUGGCAAUGUGCCUGGAUAAGGCCGGACUUCAUCCAGAAUCCCAUUUGGGUGUAAAAACAUCUGGAUUGUACAUUCCAGAUGCAAAAGCAGAUCGAUAUGACCCAUGUUACUUCAGGGAAAUGCUUCUUGUCCACAGAUUCCUUUCUGUUAAUAUGUACGUAAUGUGGCAUGAUAUACAAAACCCUGAUCUAAACUGCUCUCCCAGUUCUGUCCUAUAGCCUACAAGUAAUAACAAAGAUAACUGCUGUGAGUUUGUUACUAUUUUGUCAUUUUUAUUCAGUUAUAUUUAUGUCAUUUUUCUUUGCAAAACAAUUGUGUAUUUUUCUUCUUGUUCGAGUAAUGAGAUAAAACAUUGUCCUGUA
Messenger RNA from Oryzias latipes (Japanese medaka), 1392 nucleotides. Its product is annotated as N-acetyllactosaminide beta-1,3-N-acetylglucosaminyltransferase 3-like. Gene Ontology annotation, biological process: protein O-linked glycosylation; poly-N-acetyllactosamine biosynthetic process. Gene Ontology annotation, cellular component: Golgi membrane. The record is from RefSeq and is a predicted model, not a curated record. Gene Ontology annotation, molecular function: UDP-glycosyltransferase activity; hexosyltransferase activity. Lineage: Eukaryota; Metazoa; Chordata; Actinopteri; Beloniformes; Adrianichthyidae.